Messenger RNA from Cebus imitator (Panamanian white-faced capuchin), 4821 nucleotides. RefSeq names its product FKBP prolyl isomerase family member 15 (gene FKBP15). The transcript is spliced from 28 exons. Gene Ontology annotation, cellular component: growth cone. The record is from RefSeq and is a predicted model, not a curated record. Bases 155 to 3778 code for a protein of 1207 amino acids. Gene Ontology annotation, molecular function: peptidyl-prolyl cis-trans isomerase activity. NCBI's taxonomy places the organism in Eukaryota, Metazoa, Chordata, Mammalia, Primates, Cebidae.
GAGCCUAGUCGGCUUUCGGCCCAGAGACCGUGCGGGAGUUCAUCCUGCCGGAAAGCAGCACGCUACCGCGGCAUUUUACAACGUCGGCGGUGACAGUCCCUGGGAUGCUGGGAACACGCAGCUUCCUCCCUGCUAUUCGGUGAAAUCCUACGCAAUGUUCGGUUCGGGAGACGAGGACGACACCGAUUUCCUCUCGCCCAGCGGCGGUGCCAGAUUGGCCUCCCUUUUUGGACUGGAUCAGGCAGCUGCUGGCCAUGGAAAUGAAUUUUUCCAGUACACAGCCCCAAAACAGCCUAAGAAAGGCCAGGGAACGGGAGCAACAGGAAAUCAGGCAACACCAAAAACAGCACCAACCACUGCAAGCACUUCCACAAUACUGGUUGCAGCAGCAGUCCAUGCAUAUCGAUACACAAAUGGUCAAUAUGUAAAGCAGGGCAAAUUUGGUGCUGCAGUCCUGGGGAACCACACAGCCAGAGAGUAUAGGAUUCUUCUUUAUAUCAGUCAGCAACAGCCAGUUACGGUUGCUAGGAUUCAUGUGAACUUUGAGCUAACGGUCCGGCCCAAUAACUAUAGCACCUUUUAUGACGACCAGAGACAGAACUGGUCCAUUAUGUUUGAGUCGGAAAAGGCUGCUGUGGAGUUCAAUAAGCAGGUGUGCAUUGCUAAGUGCAACAGUACCUCUUCCCUGGAUGCAGUGCUCUCCCAGGACCUCAUUGUGACAGAAGGCCCUGCUGUAGAAGUUGGAGAUUCUUUGGAAGUGGCCUAUACCGGCUGGCUCUUUCAGAAUCAUGUGCUGGGCCAGGUUUUCGACUCCACUGCUAACAAAGAUAAGUUGCUUCGCUUGAAAUUAGGAUCAGGAAAAGUCAUCAAGGGCUGGGAGGAUGGAAUGCUGGGCAUGAAGAAAGGAGGAAAGCGGUUGCUUAUUGUCCCUCCAGCCUGUGCUGUUGGCUCAGAAGGGGUAAUAGGCUGGACUCAAGCAACGGACUCAAUCCUGGUGUUCGAAGUGGAGGUUAGGCGGGUGAAGUUUGCCAGAGAUUCUGGCUCUGACGGGCACAGCGUUAGUUCCCGGGAUUCUGCAGCUCCUUCCCCUGUCCCUGGUGCUGAUAACCUCUCUGCUGAUCCUGUUGUGUCACCAUCCACAUCAAUGCCUUUCAAACCAGGGGAGCCAGCUCUUCGUACCAAAUCUAACUCCCUCAGUGAACAACUUACAAUAAACACAAGUCCCGAUGCAGUCAAGGCCAAGUUGAUCUCUCGGAUGGCUAAAAUGGGCCAGCCCAUGCUGCCCAUCCUUCCACCACAGCUGGAUUCCAAUGAUUCAGAAAUCGAAGAUGUGAAUGCUCUGCGAGGAGGUGGGCAGCCUGUGGUGACUCCAUCCGUCCAGCCCUCUCUUCAGCCAGCCCAUCCAGCAUUACCACAGAUGACCUCACAGGCACCUCAGCCAUCUGUUUCUGGGCUCCAGGCACCUUCUGCUGCCUUAAUGCAAGUUGCAUCUCUCGAUUCCCAUUCAGCUGUAUCUGGAAAUGCCCAAUCCUUUCAGCCCUAUGCAGGUAUGCAAGCCUACGCGUAUCCGCAGGCAUCUGCCGUCACCUCCCAGCUGCAGCCAGUUCGGCCUUUGUACCCAGCACCACUCUCUCAGCCUCCCCAUUUCCAAGGAUCAGGUGAUAUGACUUCAUUUCUCAUGACUGAAGCCCGGCAACAUAACACUGAAAUUCGAAUGGCAGUCAGCAAAGUGGCUGAUAAAAUGGAUCAUCUCAUGACUAAGAUUGAAGAGUUACAGAAACACAGUGCUGGCAAUUCCAUGCUUAUUCCUAGCAUGUCCGUUACAAUGGAAACAAGCAUGAUUAUGAGCAACAUCCAGCGAAUCAUUCAGGAAAAUGAAAGAUUGAAGCAAGAGCUCCUUGAAAAGAGCAAUCGGAUAGAAGAACAGAAUGACAAGAUUAGCGAAUUAAUUGAACGAAAUCAGAGGUAUGUUGAGCAGAAUAACCUGAUGAUGGAGAAGAGGAACAACUCACUUCAGACAGCCACAGAAAACACACAGGCCAAGGUGACAGAGGAGUUAGCAGCGGCCACUGCACAGGUCUCUCAUCUGCAGCUGAAAAUGACUGCUCACCAAAAAAAGGAAACAGAGCUGCAGAUGCAGCUGACGGAAAACUUGAAGGAAACGGAUCUUCUCAGGGGCCAGCUCACCAAAGUGCAGGCAAAGCUCUCAGAGCUCCAAGAAACCUCUGAGCAAGCACAGUCCAAAUUCAGAAGUGAAAAGCAGAGCCGGAAACAACUGGAAUUCAAGGUGACAUCCCUGGAGGAGGAACUGACCGACCUUCGAGCUGAGAAGGAGUCCUUGGAAAAGAACCUCUCAGAAAGGAAAAAGAAGUCAGCUCAAGAACGUUGUCAGGCUGAGGAGGAGAUAGAUGAGAUUCGUAAGUCAUACCAGGAGGAAUUGGACAAACUUCGACAGCUCUUGAAAAAGACUCGAGUGUCCACAGACCAAGCAGCUGCAGAGCAGCUGUCUUUAGUACAGGCUGAGCUACAGACACAGUGGGAAGCAAAAUGUGAACAUUUGUUGGCCUCCGCCAAGGAUGAGCACCUGCAGCAGUACCAGGAGGUGUGUGCGCAGAGAGACGCCCAGCAGCAGAAGCUGGUACAACUUCAGGAAAAGUGUUUAGCCCUCCAGGCCCAAAUCACAGCUCUCACUGAGCAAAAUGAACAGCACAUCAAGAAACUAGAGAACAACUCACAGAUGCCUGGGGUUGAAGCUGCUGUGUCUGACCCCUCAGAGAAGGUCAAGAAGAUCAUGAACCAGGUGUUCCAGUCCUUACGGACAGAGUUUGAGCUGGAGGAAUCUUACAAUGGCAGGACCAUUCUGGGAACCAUCAUGAAUACUAUCAAGAUGGUGACUCUUCAGCUGUUAAACCAACAGGAGCGAGAGAAGGAAGAGAGCAGCAGUGAAGAAGAAAAAGCGGAAGAGCAGCCACGGAGACCUUCCCAGCAGCAGUCAGCCUCAGCCAGUUCUAGGCAGCCUGGGGCACCCCUGAACAGGGAGAGGCCAGAGUCCCCCAUGGUGCCUUUAGAGCAGGUGGUCAAGGAAGUUGUCCCGUUGCCUACUCAGGCCCUCACCACUUCCCAGGAUGAUAUACACAGAAGGAAAGGGGACUCAGAAGCAGAGGCACUCUCAGAGAUAAAAGAUGGUUCCCUUCCACCCGAACGGCCUUGCAUCCCAUCCCACAGAGUUCUGGGGCCCCCAACGUCAAUUCCACCUGAGCCCCCAGGCCCUGUAAUCAUGGACUUUGAGUGUGAGGAGACACUUGCUGCCAGCCCGAUGGCAGCUAAGCCCGACAGCCCAUCAGGAAAGCUCUGUGUCAGGGAAGUAGCACCAGAGGGCCCACUGCAAGAAAGCUCCAGACCGUCCUUGACUUCAGACCCCAAGAAGGGGGACCCACUGGCCUUAGGGCCUGAAAGCCUAGGAGAGCCUCAGCCUCCAGAGCUCAAAAAAGAUGAUGAUGUCACUAGCUCUGCUGGUCCCCCUGAGGAGCUGUCAAGCACAGAGGCAGGUUCCACAGUUGCAGGAGCAGCCCUCAGACCCUGCCAUCAUUCCCAGCGUUCCAGUCUCUCUGGGGAUGAAGAGGAUGAACUUUUUAAAGGGGCAACUCUGAAAGCUCUGAGGCCCAAAGCACAGCCUGAGGAGGAGGAUGAAGACGAGGUGAGCAUGAAGGGACGCCCGCCCCCAACACCCCUUUUUGGAGAUGAUGAUGAUGACGAUGACAUUGACUGGCUGGGAUGAAGACCCAGGAAACUGGUGCAAAGGUUUCUCUGCAACCCUUCCCUAAGCAUGAUUUUGCACAGCCAACCCUGGGUCUAGGCGAGCCACAGGGUGAGGUCAAGGUGAGCAUUCUGGGAACAAUAGUUCGGGCUCAGAAGGUGACUUAGCCAUCUUCUGAGCCCCACCCCUGCCUGGCCUGGUGAAGAGGAUCAUAACCCUGUCUUCGAAAACACUGGGUUUUCAGCAGCAAGUUGGAAGAAGGACUGGCAGGUUCCCCUCCAGCCAGUCAGUCACCUGCAAGAGUCCUGUCCUCUGCCAAACUUUUUAACCUCUUCUUUAACUCUCAGACUGACCUGGGAGCCCUCCUCUACCUGAAUCCAGUGCUCAACUCUGCCCCAGCAACAAGACAAGUCACUUGGGCUGAGGUCUCCCUGGUAGAAGAACCAAGGGAGAUUAUACCAUCUAAAUCCCGGUGCAGUUAACAGUCUGGCCUGUAGUCCUGGGACAUGUAUCUUUUUCUCUGCCUUAAAUCUGAUACAAGAGGUCAAGGACUAUUUGAAAAUAAAACUAAAAUAAAUGUCUAUAAUGAAACUUGGCUCAAGCCCUUGGAGGGAAAUUGAGUUUGGUUCCAAGGGCUGUCUACUCCUUUAUGGGAAUCGAAGGGUAGGAGUCAUAACAGAUCUGGGUCAGUUAACAGGCACAGAACAUUGUGACAUACUACUCCCUCUGGUACCUAACCCUGGAACUUUUCGGCUCUCAAAGUCACCACUCUGCAGUCCUAGCCCAUCCCUGGGGCAUGAUGGUUCUCUGAGGACCAGUCCAGUCAUCCUGCUGCUCCCGCAGGCUUAGUCCUGCUGUCUAGGAAGCCAUGCAGAGAAGGUGGGAAGGUCCCUUCUUUCCAUUGUUAAUGGCACCUGAGGGAUUCUUUACUAUGAGAGCAGCUUCCAUUCCCUUAGAACUCAUGGGACCAGGUCUAAUGCAGAGAAUGGUAGUGAGAAAAUAUUUGUGGUCAUUUUCUUGAUUCCAGGAUCUUCCAAAGACCAUGCAACCAGUCUUCAAAAAAA